AUGAUACGCCAGUUUCUUCGGAACGCUAGCUCAAAUGCAACGAAAGCGACUAUUUCCACUACAUCUUCUUUAUCUACAUCAACAAACAACAACUACGUAAAUACUCCCGAACAACAACGACAAGAACAGCGACCAGAAUUAUUAACUAUCCUACCGUCCAAGAGAAUUCUUAAUCGAAUAUUAUUUGAUAUUGAUUCACAAUUGACAUAUAAACAAAUGAUCCCAAUAUUGAAUCAUAUAUACAAAAAUUUAUCAACCCCAGAAUCUAUCAAUUUAAAUCAAUUGAAAAUCCAAUCAUCAUAUGACUUGAUGAAAUUUAAAAAAUUAUUACAAGAGAUUAGAAAGGUGACCAAUUCAAUAGAUGUUCAUUUAUUAGAUUUAGAAAAUGAAUUAAUUGAACAACUGGCAGAAUUGGGUAAUAAUGAUGCUAUAACUAUUCUUGCCUUUGAAACCGUAAGAAAACGACAAAUAUUGAAAGAAAUAGUUGAUGAAGAAGAUUAUCAACAUGCAAAUGAAUUAAUUAAACAAUUAAUUGAUAUUAAUCAUCCUUUGGUAUUUAAAAUGGCUGGUGAUUUAUCAUGGGAAUUAAAUCAACCUAAUCAAGCAAUUGAAUAUUGGCAAACCUAUAUUCAACUUGCCAGUAACAAAAAUUCUGGUGGUGACGAUUAUGAUGAUCAUUUAUGUCAAAUAUAUUAUAAUAUGGGAUAUUAUUAUUUUACUUAUUUAAAACACCCCAAUUUAACAUUAGCGAAAUUGAAUUUCCAAAAGUGUAUAAAUCAUGGAUUUGGUGGUGGUGGUGGCAGCAGUGGAGGUAAUUCAAAUGAAUUCAUUGUCAAAUCACAUUUUUAUUUAGGACAAUUAUAUGUCAAUACUAAUCCAAAAUUAAGUAAAUAUCAUUGGGAAAUUUCAUCAAGUUCAGGAUUAAAGGAUUCUAUUAUAAAUUUGGGAUUUUUAGAAAUGAAUUGUUUCCAAAAUUAUAAUUUAGCAAUCGAAUGGUUUAAAUUAGGUGUCGAAUUGAACCCUAAUGAAGCUCAAUGUUUAAUUGGAUUAUUUGAUGCUUAUAUUGCCUUACAGAAUUGGAAACUGGCAAAUAUUUAUUUAAGCAAAUUAAAUAAAUUAUUUGAAACAAUUACAGAAAAGAAGAAAAAGACGUCUGAAUUACCAGAGAGCAUCAAAUCUUCAAUAAUUUAUAAUGAAUCUAUGUUAAAGACGUUCCACGAAACUAGAUUGAAUGAUAUAAAGUUAGUUACUAGUAAAAUUGUAUAG
Candida albicans SC5314 is the source of this 1266-nucleotide messenger RNA. RefSeq lists its product as uncharacterized. NCBI's taxonomy places the organism in Eukaryota, Fungi, Ascomycota, Pichiomycetes, Serinales, Debaryomycetaceae. Gene Ontology annotation, molecular function: protein binding. The record is from RefSeq and is a predicted model, not a curated record. The transcript has a single exon. The coding region runs from base 1 to 1266 and encodes 421 amino acids.